GCUAAUUAAUUAGUGGAUGCAGGUGAUCUCGGUUGCUUGGCAACCACCGGGAAACGGCAGUGCUGUCUCUAAAUGUGGUCGCCAUGUGGAAAAUGUAGAUUUGAGUGAUAAUUAUUUCCAUUGAGAAUCGCCAUGGAUCGAUACAGACGCCAGGUUCGACUCCGUCGUGACAGUGGCUUUCCCAAAAAUCGAGACACUCCACUGAAACCGACACGCAGGAGACGAGACCGAAAAAGGAGACUUCUCCCGAGCAAACAUUUUGACACCUUAGUGGAGGAAAGUGAAGAUGGUGGCACGAGCUUGUCCGCAGGUAGACGCGCAGGCGCAGUAUUGGCCAACUCUGCACCUCCCCAUCACAGUUCUGUGUCACACUUCAAACCUCAGAAAAAAACGGCAACACCUGUUGGUCAUCAGAAUCUCUCACAAACAAGCACUGCAAACAUUAAAGCUUCUCCAGUACUUCAGUCUUUCGGAGCUGGAGGAACACCAGAAAGUGUGACGUCUUGCAGCAUGGAAACAAACUCAACGUUCAACUCAGAGGAGAAUGGCGACAGUAGAUCCUCCUCUACCUCUGCAAUCUCAAGCAGUUAUCCUUCCCCAGAGAUCUUCAGGAGAGAAAUGGAAACACAGACUUUCCUUAACAGAGAGGAGAUUCUUGCGAUCAACUGUAAGAUCAAAAACUCCACCCUGCUGGAUGUGAGCCAUGCUGAGAGCAUCCACACUUAUCACCCACCGAACAUGUCCACUAUUUUAGAUGCAUCCACACAUGUUGCAGAAAAUAACAGUGAAAUCAGCCACCAUCAGGAAACUCCCACUGAAAAUAAAUCUCCUGGGAUGAAAAGUUCACAAAAUUUUGUUGAGAGAAGGUCAAUAGUGUACAGGAAAAGAGUAUCAUUUAAAAGCCCCAUCAUUUCAGAGCCUCUGAAUGAAAAAGAUGUCCCAUCACCCUCAGCCAUAAAUGACACCAUCAGUAAACUAUCCAGAGCUCCUGAGUGGAUGACACCAGAUGCACAGACGCCCACAAUGGAUGAAAUCAGCCCUGAAAAAGAAAUAACUGUGAGGCUAAAAAGGCCUGUAGAGACUGAUACUGAGAAAGCCAUGUUCUUCAACUUUGCCAGCAACAGUGAAAGGGAUGCUGCCUUUAAGAACAUGAGAGAUAGAAGCUCCAAACUUAGAUGCUCCUUUUAUUUUCCCUUUACGGUUCACACCCAAUGCCCUAUAUGCAAUAAUAGCAAAUCUGAGUUAACUUGGAGUUAACUCUGAUACCAUGGUGGAAAAAUUACACAAAUGGUUGGGCAAAAUAACAAUAUAUAUAUAUAAAAGAAAUAGUGGAAUGUACAUGCUCUCUGUGAAAAUUUGGUACAUGACUAUAAAAUAUAUUGAUAUAUUAAUAAAAUAAAUAUAGUAGGUAAAGGUAUUUAAUUGUCUAAAAAAAAAAGGAAAAUGGCAGAAAAAAAGAAAAUUAUCUCAUAAAUGUCCUUGAUUUAACACUUGAAUGUAUUAUAAAGCAGUAAAUGUUUGUACUUUUAUGUUUUUGUUUUAGGAAACCAACAAAUAAAUAUUCUAUAAAGAGUCUUAAACCUUAUAAAACUUAACAAAAAAUAUGUAAUGUGUCUAUAGCUUUGUUUCUUCCACUUUUUAAGCCAUUUUAAUAUAUCUGCAUACUUUAUAAAGCCAUAACAAUGUCAGACUUUUCUGAAAUAUAAUUCAAAUGUGUGUGGUGAGUUUUGAACACUAGGUGGCACAUCUGUAUUAGUUUUUCUUGGGAAAAAAAUAAUAAAUAUAUAACACUUGCUAAA
Molecule: messenger RNA, 1799 nt
Organism: Oryzias melastigma (Indian medaka)
Lineage: Eukaryota; Metazoa; Chordata; Actinopteri; Beloniformes; Adrianichthyidae
Exons: 8
Coding region: 133-1257 (374 amino acids)
Source: RefSeq, a predicted model, not a curated record